Aureococcus anophagefferens is the source of this 1352-nucleotide messenger RNA. Its product is annotated as expressed protein. The coding region runs from base 1 to 1326 and encodes 441 amino acids. The transcript has 2 exons. The record is from RefSeq and is a predicted model, not a curated record. NCBI's taxonomy places the organism in Eukaryota, Pelagophyceae, Pelagomonadales, Pelagomonadaceae.
AUGGUGCGGAAGCUCUACUUCCCCGGCGGCUUCUACGCGUCGGCGUACGCGUACGCGCUCGUCGAGUGCGGCGACGACGCGGACAAGGUCCGCGCGCUGCAGAAGGUCUUCUGGAAGCUCGUGCGCUACAAGAGCAACGUCACGCUCGUCGAGGCCAACAAGCUCGUCGCGGACUUCGGCCCGCCCUACCAGCCGUCGUCGGCCCGCGGCGUGGGCAACCGGUGGCACGCGGCGCUGAAGGACCAGCUCGUGCCGCUCGACCUCGACCUCAAGAUCACGGGGUCGGCGGGCGGCUACCAGGUCAACGCCUACGAGAACGCGCUCGUCGAGAUGCUGAACCGCAUCCCCGGCGGGCCCGCGGCGCCCGGCGCGGCCGCGGCCGUCGCGUUGCUCGACGACGCCUUCGCGGCGACGACGUUCUUCACGCCGCCGGCCGGGUCCCUCGGCGACAUCUACGCGGCGGCGGCGCGGCGCGUCGACGACCACGCGCGCGCGCGGCGCCGCGCGGCGGUGCUCGCGGUGCGCGAGGCGCGCGAGGCGGGGCGCCCCUUGCCGCGCGUCGUCGGCUUCGUCCACGCCUACGGCGAUCCGCACGACCGCGCGCUGCUGCAGCGCCAGUGCGACGACGCGUUCGGCGCGGGCAUGUUCCGCGUCGACGUCGGCGCGCAGGGCGUCCACUGCGCUUUCUGCAACUACUUGAUCCCGAUCAGAACCAUGUUCUCCCCGACGAAGUCGACGAUGCCCCUCGAGGCGGAGAAGCAGGAGCCCGUGCCCAAGAUGACGCGGUGCUGGCCCGAGCCCGAGAUCCUCGUCCGCAUCUCGACGGACGACGCGACGUACCAGCCGCCCGGCGCGCCGCCGAUCGCCGUCGACGAGUUCGUCGCGACGAUCGGCGCGUUCGCGACCGCGUUCCCCGAAUGGGCGAUGAAGACGGAGGUCCUGGGCUUCAACGACGACGGCACGGCGGAGGUGACGACGCAGCAGCUCUCCGGCGCCAUGAAGGCGGACCUCGCGGCCUUCGGCCCCUGGCCCGAGGUCAAGCUCGCGGACGCGCCCGCGGCGAUCCGCGACGGCUUCGAGGCCGUCUACCCCAAGGAGACGGCGACGAUCGAGUUCACCUACGACGGCAAGAAGAUCAAGAAGGCCGUCUGGCACUCCGUCGAGGCCACGGAGGGCGCGAACACGACGCACGUCGACCCGCCGUCGGGCUUCAUCUGCCUCUACACGCUCCUCGGCGCGCGCAAGAAGAUCCCCCUGUUCAACCCGCCCAUCAUGGCCAUGCACUAUCUCGCCAAGUGGGCCAAGAAGCUCGGCAUCAAGAUGUAGGCCAGCCGAAGCUAACACAAGCGUAG